This is a messenger RNA of Colletotrichum phormii, 1827 nucleotides long. Its product is annotated as Cation/H+ exchanger. Gene Ontology annotation, biological process: proton export across plasma membrane; regulation of membrane potential; sodium ion export across plasma membrane. Gene Ontology annotation, molecular function: sodium:proton antiporter activity. Bases 1 to 1623 code for a protein of 540 amino acids. The record is from RefSeq and is a predicted model, not a curated record. The transcript is spliced from 5 exons. Lineage: Eukaryota; Fungi; Ascomycota; Sordariomycetes; Glomerellales; Glomerellaceae. Gene Ontology annotation, cellular component: plasma membrane.
AUGCCGACCCUCGACGUCAGCGAGCUGAACAUUGUUCUGGGCGUACUUGGUCUGUACAUCCUGGCCUAUGGCAUCAUUUCGGUCAAGAUCAAGAGCAAGUGGUAUCUCGGCGAGGCUUUGCCUGCUGUGGUUAUAGGAAUUUGUCUCGGUCCCUUGGCAGCCAAGUUCAUUGAUAGCGACCGAUGGGGUUCCGCAUCAGAAGGGCAGACCAAUGCUAUUACUCUGGGCCUUGCUCGUGUCAUGAUCGGCGUCCAGCUAGUGAUUGCAGGCUACCAACUUCCCGCCAAGUAUCAACAGAAACGAUGGAUGGAGAUGGCCAUGUGCCUGCUUCCCAUUAUGACCAUCAUGUGGCUCUGCACCACCCUUUGCAUGCUAGCUACGGUCCCGAAGGUCACCCUACUCGCUGCCCUCGUCAUCGCCUCAUGCGUCACCUGCACCGACCCGAUCCUUUCACAAGCCAUCGCCAAAGGCCCCUUUGCAGACAAGUUCGUGGCCCGGGACUUGCGUGAGAUGAUAUCGUCGGAAGCAGGGGCUAAUGAUGGCUUCGGUUUUCCGUUCCUCAUGCUCGCGGUCUAUCUCAUUCGGCAUGCCGAUAUCCCCGGGGCCGGCAAGGGAACCGAGACCGGUGCCUCCGUGGUCGAAAGGGCAGCCCAACUGUUUGCUCGCCAAGAGGAGGGGGUCGGUCGUCUUGGGGGCGGAGUCGGUGUCGCUCUGACUAAUUGGGCUGUGGAGACUUGGCUCUAUAUCGUCCUGAUGUCUGUGGCCAUCGGCGCUCUCGUCGGAUUUGGGUCUGGAAAGGCUCUGAAAUUUGCCUUGCGGAAGAAGUGGAUCGAUUCCGAGAGUUACCUGCUUUACCCAACCGCUAUUGGACUAUGGCUCGUUGGCAUUUGCGGCAUGCUCGGUACCGAUGACCUUUUAGCAUGUUUCGUGGCCGGCAACGCCAUGAAUUGGGACGGCGAUUACUUGGCUGAAACCGAAAAGCGCCACGACGAGGUUAACUCCUCGGUUGACGUCUUACUCAAUUUUGGAGGAUUCAUGUAUAUCGGCUCCAUUAUGCCAUGGGACCAGUUCAACCAGCCUGACAUCACCGGACUGACUUGGGGUCGUCUAUUCGCGCUAGGUGCCUUGGUCAUCGCUUUCCGCCGCAUCCCAGCUAUCUUCAUGUGCUACAAGGCGAUGCCCAAAGUAUGCAAAAGCUGGAAAGAAGCCCUCUUUAUGGGCUACUUCGGUCCCAUCGGUGCUGGAGCGGUCUUUUACGUCGAGCAUACGCGCCACCUCUUUCCAGAGCUUGGCCACGGCGACACGGAGGAGACAGACCUCGUCCGAGUCAUGGUACCAGUUGUCUAUUGGCUUGUGCUUUUCUCCAUCGUGGUCCAUGGCCUGUCGAUCCCCGCCUUGAACCUCGUCUACAAGUACGCUGGCGUCAAACCCAUACAGGAGGAUGCCGUCGAGCUGCGUCGAGCAUCCAUCUAUGUACCGACCCCCAGCAAUGCUCUUGUUGGUAAUCGAGAGACUUUUAUUGCUUAUAACCGCUUCUCGCGGCCUGUUUUCAAUACGGCAGAGCUGCCCUACAUGGGGAAAGACUCAAGGACAUACAGCGAUGCGAAGUCGGUCGAUGAUUAAAUGUGCGAAUCAGAUGUAAACUUGGGAGAGUAUGAGCUAGGGUGUUUACUGGACAUGAAGCAUGCUUCAAAGGUGGCGAAAGAUGAACUAGUCACUUUCUAGGAUAUGCAUGCCUACCUCAAUACUAGGAACACGACUCUUACAUCUGAAGCAAGUUACAUGAAAGAGCGACAGAUACUUAUCAAGCCCCACGAAUAAACGAAC